AACCUCACAUCUUCCUAUUCUCUAUUUUCUUAUUAUUUCUUCAAUUUAUUUUUAAUUAAUAAAAUACUAAUAUUUUAGUUUUUUUUUAUUUGCAAUUUUUUAUUGGCUCGUUCUAUUUUGAACAGCGUAGGGCAAAAUCUUCUGUUUCUCACUGCCAGUUCAGUUCACUCUUCUUCUUCUUCUUCACCUACACACAUUCAGUGUCAUUUCGAAGCCAUGUCUACGGCUUCUUCUGAAGGAACGAGUUUGGGACAAAGCAUAUCCGAAAAGGUUAUUUCUUUAUACAAUUCCCUUCCAAAGAAAGGCAAACCUCAAGGCCGUGAACUCACUGUUCUCUCUGCUUUCCUUCUCUCUUCUCCUUCCAACGAAUUGAAGGUUGUUGCACUUGGAACUGGAACAAAGUGUAUUGGACGUUCAUUAUUGCGUCCGUAUGGUGAUGUUGUUCAUGAUUCACAUGCUGAAGUUAUUGCUAGAAGAGCUUUAAUCAGGUUCUUCUAUACACAGAUUCAAUAUCUUUGUGAAACUAGUACCAAGUCUGCACCAAGCAAUGGAGGAAAACGGUUCAAAUUUGAUGAUGACAAGUUAGCAUUGGAGUUGGACCGAGGGUGUCCUGACAAACGGAAAUAUACCUUGAGAAGUGGUUGGAAGUUACAUAUGUACAUAUCACAGUUACCAUGUGGAGAUGCUUCACUGAGCUCGCAUGUCGCUCCUUUGCAAAGUUUGCCUUUAGGAGAAAAUGAUUCACAUUCAUCAUUAUUGAAUAGUUCAAAACAAGUAGGGACAGUGCAGAGAAAGCCAGGUCGCGGCGAUACAACCCUGUCAGUUAGUUGUUCUGACAAGAUAGCACGUUGGAACGUUGUUGGUGUUCAAGGAGCUUUGCUUUCAUACUUUCUCCAACCCGUAUAUCUUUCGUCAAUUACUGUUGGUCUGCCGCAUAGCAGUCCUGAAAAUUUCCAUUUCGAAGACAACUUGAAAAGAGCUUUGCAUGAUCGUAUUCGACACCUGAAGAAUGAGCUAACAUCUCCAUUUCUAGUGAACCAACCACUAUUUCAAGCUGCUCCGGUGCCGCCUAAGGAUUUUCUGCAAUCUGAGAGUUCUGCUAACAAUUUGACAUGCGGGUAUUCUAUUUGUUGGAAUGAAUGUGGCUUGCAUGAGGUCAGUUUGGGAACUACUGGAAGAAAGCAAGGCACUUCUGCAAAAGGAGCACUCUAUCCUUCAUCAGAGUCGUCUUUAUGCAAAAAGAGGCUAUUAGAGGUUUUCUUGUCAAUGAGAAAAGAGUGCUUGGCCAUGUCCCUGGACGACGAGAUUACUUACAGAGAACUCAAGGACGGGGCCGAAGAAUAUCAUUCAGCGUCGAAGAUUUUUAAAGGGAAGCCACCUUUUUGCGACUGGUUUGUGAAACCCUUGGACUGUGAGAAAUUCGCCAUUUCAAAAUAAUACAUUUAUGCUUUAUGAUAUUGAUAAUCUCCUCUUGUUUAGGAGCAUUUAGAAAUGAUUUUUCAGAGAGGAGCGUAUAUUAAAAUGAAAAUAAGCUGGCUUCAAGGUUACAAAUUAUAAGUCUUAAUCUGUUUUAUUUGACUGAAAACUUGAUUAGCACAAUUCUAAGUUAGCACAUGUGUUUAGCAUUGGCAUUGAUGUUCAAAAAUCCAAGUCAAAUUGAAAAUUGCAUGAUUAUCGUUAGUUCUGUUCACAGUAUGAGUAGAAUACACGUAAAUGUCUAUUACAAUACCCUAUGUUAGACAAGAACAAAACUACACUAAUUUAUGUCUUCUUUUUACAUUAAUUUUGAAAAGUUGAAGGAGGAUUUGAAUGUGAAGUUAGAUUUGGAGACGAGUUUUAGAAAUGUACGGUUUUUGUCUAAACAGAAAUAAGAUGGAGAAUAUAAAAUGUAAGUUCAACAAAAGGAGAAUCGCUAUGGACAGAGAGGUGUGAGUUGGAGAUUGUAUCAUCCCAUAAGUCUUGCAGUUUAAAUAUCUUAGAUCUAUAAUACAAAAUGCUGGAGAAAUAAAAGGGGAUGUAAAUCAUCGAAUUCAAGUUGAGUGAUUGAAAUGGAGAAGAGCUUUAGGAGUUUUAUGUGACACUAAGGUACAACUCAAGUAGAAGGGGAAUUUUAUGGGACAACAUUAAAAUUUAUGAUGUUGUACGAGACAGGAUGUUGGACGGUUAAUACGAAGCACAAGAAUAAAGCAAGUGUGAUAGAAAAGAGGAGAUUUUAUGGUAAGGAGAUUAGAUGCAGAGAAGUUAAACAGCUAGAGGAGGAGAAGUUAAACAACUAGAGAAAGAGAAAGAUAUAUAAAAAUUAUAAGAGAAGUUAUUAAGAAAAAUCUCGAGAUUAAUAAUUUGGAUAAAAACAUAAUCUUGAAUAAAAUUUUAUGACAAAAAUUGAUCCAUUUAGUUAAUUUCACUCAUUGGGAUAAAACUUUAUUGUUGUAUUUAACACUAUUAUUGCAUGAACAAUGUUUAUAGAUUGUUAAUUUUUUUCCUCAAUAAAACAACAAAAUAUAAACAAAAGAGAUUAAAAAAUUUAAAUGAAAAAAUUUGUUUCUAAGAUUUCAUUUAGUUGUUGUUUGUAGGAUAUUUUUUUAAAUUAAAAUAAUAUAUUUUUUCCAAAAUCAAUUUGCAACUUUGUUGACUUUGAAUUGAGGGUUUUAACCUAAUUUAUCGGCUUCUAAAUGACAUGGACGUAACCUAACUAUCUUGGUGGGAACAAUGAAACAAGACUUAAUUAAUAGUCUUCUCUUCCAAUUAUUUUUAAAGAAUAUAUAUUUAUAUUUAAUUUUGUAUUAAAUAAAAAUAUACUCGCCGAUAAGACAGUUCAAUUGAUAGCUUUUCAUAUAUUCGCCGAUAUUUCACUUAUUUAUUUUUAAAGUAAUUUAAUUGAUAGUUGUAUAGAAAUAUUUGACUGAAAGUAUGGAGAUUCAAAUUUGAAUAUGUGAUAUCUCACUUAUUUAUUUUUAAAAUAGUUUAAUUAAUAGUUGUACAGAGUCCAAAGUGUGAAUUCAAACCUGCCGGAUCUCAGUCAUCAAACCACUAACCUAGAAAAGAAAAUAAAAAUACAGACUUGCCAUGUAUUUUCUGCACUUGUAUAUUUAAGAUGCAAAACUCAAAAAGCAUGCACCUGGAUAUUUGACUUAUUACUAUAAUAUAGUUUUGGUUUAGCUUUGGCCUAUAUUAGAAGUAAUUGACUAGUUAGGCCUAAUAACUAAUGAAAAAUUAUGGUCUACAUUUUGGUGCCUUUCCGUUUACGCAACAUGAAAGAGCCUCAUUAGUUAAUUGAGAAUAUAAGAAAAAAAAAAUAACCACGCUAAAAAAAAUAAUUAUAAUUGAGCCAUUUAUUUUCAAGGAUAUUUAAUUUAUUAUAUAAAUCAAUCAAUAUUUUUGUAUGUAAUACAAGAGUAUAUGGUUUAAUGAGAUUGAAGUGAAACCAAACAAGUAGACCCAUUUUGUGCUUUCAAGGGUCUUGUAUGUCCUUUUCUAAACAUUUCAAAACUGUUAACAUCAAAUGGAAGAGUAAAUGACGGAAGAAAAAUGUAGAAUAGUCUUUAUAGUCAAUUCAAAAUUAGACUUUUGGGCUUUGAAAUUUAAAAUUUAAAAUAAAAUAUUCAAUUUAAUAAUAUUGAUAUUUAUCACUUAAUCAAUUAUGUGAUCCUAAUUUAAAUUCUAAGACAUGGUAUUUAAUUUAAUUAUAUUUACACCAUUAUUCUUUAGGAACUACAAACAUAACAAUCUAACAAUAUUCAUAAAAUAAUAUAACUAAGCAUUUUGGUGAAGUGUGGUUGUAACUUGUAAGACCAUCCCUCGAUAUACUCUAUGAUUGAUCUCAUGCCCUUAAAAGGGUGACAAUAAAUUCACAUAUAGUAUACUAUAAAAUAGAAGGUCUCUGGUUGGAAUUUGAGACAUAUAGUAUAAUAAUAUUAAUAUUACAUAUUUCAAAAUUCUAAUUUUAGUAAUGUCAAGAAGAUGUUUGGCCAACUACACUACACCCACACAUAACAUGCGUACUUUAGUAUGGUUUGUUCAAAUUAAAGUGAACUAAAUUAAUAUGGUACAUAAUUAAAUAA
Messenger RNA from Vicia villosa (hairy vetch), 4061 nucleotides. RefSeq names its product tRNA-specific adenosine deaminase TAD1-like. The coding region runs from base 217 to 1437 and encodes 406 amino acids. Gene Ontology annotation, cellular component: nucleolus; cytoplasm. The record is from RefSeq and is a predicted model, not a curated record. Gene Ontology annotation, molecular function: double-stranded RNA adenosine deaminase activity; double-stranded RNA binding; tRNA-specific adenosine deaminase activity. Lineage: Eukaryota; Viridiplantae; Streptophyta; Magnoliopsida; Fabales; Fabaceae. The transcript has 10 exons. Gene Ontology annotation, biological process: adenosine to inosine editing; RNA processing.